AUGGCCUCUGCUACUGCAGCUGUUGUCAAUACUUGUCCACCUUGCCCGCUAAGAGAGUUACCUUGGUAUCGCAAUUACAUGUUGGCAAGUAACCUGUCGACACCGCCUCUACAAUCGCUAGUCAUCGCGGGAACAACGGUACUAUGUGUAAAAAUUCCGUCUCCGCGUGGCGAUAUCAGCAUAUAUAGAAGAUUGGAUACCGAUUUUGUAAACGCUACGCAUAUGUUUAGGGCAGCAUAUCCAACUGCUGGAGAGGCACUAGAGAAGAGAGAAAUGAUGUGGCUAGACUCUAUGACUAGUACAAAUGUAGUGCUCGAAGGCAAUAUUGGCCAUAUGACCGGGACUUGGGUACCGCUUACGUAUGCAAAACGUCUUGCCAAAGAUUAUGGAAUCGAACGACAUACGGCUUUACUUUUCUCUUUUUCUAAUCCUGUCGAACGUAGAAAGGCACGAAAAGUUACAUUCGCCGAGAUCCAAUCACCCGAAUAUCCACAACCGAGCGCUUCAGAAACGCGAGGAGACAUUGACAUACUUUCCGCCAAUCUUAACGAACUCAAGGUCGCCAACCUCAACGAACUCAAGGUCGCCAGCCUCAACGAACUCAAUAAAGUCGUCAACUUUGACGAACUCACCACAGUCGAAGCAGAAGUCCGACAAGAAACAGUAACAAGCUCAACAGAAGACACAAAAGGAACAUGCGAAGACGAUGCAAUGUCGGUCGACGAUGAACCACUCGACAAAAAAGAAGGUGAAACUAAUCAAUCUCCACCUCUAAAAAGCACAACAGAAAUACCAGAGAAUUGUGCGCAGAGUAAUGAAAAAUCUGCCGAAUCUGUAAACAAGGAGAAGGUGGAGAAGACGGAGGAAGCACCGUCAAAGAAAAGAGCAUCUGAUGCACGUGAUACGGAACAAUUUUCUGGUUUAAAACGACGCUGUGAAGAGCUCGAGCGUGAUCUAACCGCUGAACGAAGAAAAGUACGUGUAUUGGCUUUAACGGCCGUUGGAUUUGCGACAACGACGGUUAUACCGUUCUUGUUGGGAUGA
Messenger RNA from Paraglomus brasilianum, 1044 nucleotides. The record is from the annotation of a GenBank genome assembly. Lineage: Eukaryota; Fungi; Glomeromycota; Glomeromycetes; Paraglomerales; Paraglomeraceae.